UUUGGAAUCAAAAUUGCGAUUGAGCUCGAACCCUAACCCAAAGUUCAGGCAUGUGUUGAUUUUUAAUCGGCUUCUCGCGAAACCAUCUCUCUCCAUUUCUUCCCUGCAAAAAAUCGGAAACUAGGGAUUGCGAUGGCAUUAACUGGGCGUAUCAGAUCCGGACUUCCCUUCUUCCGUUACCUCCUGAGAUCGGAAGCCACCCUCUCCCGGCGAUCGAUUGCCGAUAGAAGCUUCCCAAGCCCCAAUCUUGCAGGUUCCGAGGGCUUGAGGUGCUUUGCGACGAAAACGAAGGAGACUGAAGCAAAUAUUAAGAUCCCUCUGUCUCUCUUUGGGGGUACUGGAAACUAUGCAUCUGCUCUAUUCCUCGCUGCUGCCAAAGCCAACCAGUUAGACAAGGUUGAAUCGGAGAUACUCGAUGUCGUCGAAGCUUCCAAGAGGAGCCCUCUGUUCUCGAGUUUCAUUAAGGAUCUAUCAAUACCGAGGGAGACCAGAGUAAAAGCUGUGUCCGAAAUUUUUUCGGAGGCUGGUUUUACAGAUGUCUGCAAGAAUUUCUUGA
This is a messenger RNA of Phalaenopsis equestris, 556 nucleotides long. Its product is annotated as ATP synthase subunit O, mitochondrial-like. NCBI's taxonomy places the organism in Eukaryota, Viridiplantae, Streptophyta, Magnoliopsida, Asparagales, Orchidaceae. Gene Ontology annotation, biological process: proton motive force-driven mitochondrial ATP synthesis. Gene Ontology annotation, molecular function: proton-transporting ATP synthase activity, rotational mechanism. The record is from RefSeq and is a predicted model, not a curated record.